Messenger RNA from Schistocerca gregaria, 770 nucleotides. RefSeq lists its product as uncharacterized. The coding region runs from base 40 to 717 and encodes 225 amino acids. The record is from RefSeq and is a predicted model, not a curated record. Gene Ontology annotation, biological process: translation. Gene Ontology annotation, molecular function: structural constituent of ribosome; RNA binding. The transcript has 2 exons. NCBI's taxonomy places the organism in Eukaryota, Metazoa, Arthropoda, Insecta, Orthoptera, Acrididae. Gene Ontology annotation, cellular component: cytosolic small ribosomal subunit; nucleus.
CGCUUCCCUGACUCUCACGCUCGCACCAAUUUACACACGAUGGCUGUCGCGGUGGCACCUCCCAAGAAAGUUAUGUCCAUGAAACGCAAGUUCGUUCAGGAGGGUCUCUUCUACGCGGAACUGAACCACUUCCUGUCCCUUGAACUAAACGACGAAGGAUACGCCGGCGUCGAGGUCCGAUCCUGCCAUCAGCGCCUCCAGAUCAUCAUACACGCCAAUCAGACCCGUGAGGUUCUGGGAGAGAAGGGACGCCGCAUCCGAGAACUCACGUUGGCGAUCAAAAAGCGCUUCAAGCUUCCCACCACGCCUGAACUCUUCGCCAACAAAAUCACCCACCGUGGACUAUCGGCUCUCGCUCAGGCGGAGUCCCUAAGAUACAAGCUCCUCAACGGCAUGACCAUUCGCCGCGCCUGCUACAGUGUUUUGCGAUACAUCAUGGACAAUGACGCGAAGGGUUGCGAACUGAAGGUGAGUGGAAAGCUCCGUGGUCAGCGCGCGAAAGCGAUGAAAUUCAGAGAUGGAUAUAUGCUCAAAUCCGGCCAACCGGCUAAAGAUUUUGUGGAUCGAGCGGUCCGACACGUUCUGUUCAGACAGGGCGUUUUGGGAAUCAAAGUUCAGAUUAUGCUCCCUUACGAUCCUCAAGGCAAGAAGGGACCUUCCAAACAACUCCCGGACUAUUUCCAUGUACUAGACCCAAAGGACGACGGAAACAAAUAAAAAAGCAAAAUUUAAAAUUUGUGGAGACACACGAACGUCUCUUGUGCAGCUCA